AUGUCACUUAAAAACAUUUUACAAAAUGGUUUCGCAAUUGAAACACAGUCUGACGAACCGGAAGAAAUUAAAAACUCUCUUAGAUUCGAGGUUCCUCUGAAAAAAGAAAAUAACAUAGUAUAUUUUCCAUACUUAGUAAAUCCUCCAAAGGCAAUUAACGCUCAAACAAGCAUAACAGAAUGUGACAGUUAUAUGGAAGACGAAAGUGCUUUAGAAAAUUUAAUUGUCGCUGAAACAGCGAAUUUCUUAGAUCAUUUGGCAAAUGAAAAAAGACCAGAUCCAAAAUUUUAUGCGAUAACAAGAUUAGGAACCACACCAGGUCUAUUUGGAGCCGGUGUCUCGAAUCCACCAGAAAAUAUUCAAAAAAUCUUUAAAGGAAAUUCUAUAAUUAGUCAGCCACCGACUGAAAUUAUAAGUAAUCAAUCUAGCAAGACUACUAAAUCGAGAACACGAAAGAAUGGUAAUUUAUCAACGAAACCAAAAAGUAAAAAACCUAAGUUGGAGGAUAAACAAACUAUAAAUAACGAAUAUGAAAUGAGUAUAGAUGAAGAACCUAUUAAAGAUCCGGUAAAAAGUCAUUUAAAAGUAUCGGAAUCAAAGCCAAAGAAACGAGGUUUAAAAACUAAAAUUUCUGAUACGAGCAAAAUUUCUAACAAAGAAUCUGCAUCAUUGGAAGUACAAAGACUUAUACAAAAACAUAAACGUCGCAAAGAAAGGAAGAGAAUUAAGGAUGGUACAACUAAUAUAGUCGGCUCAUCAUUAAAAAAUGCUCCUUUAACGAAAUCAAUCAAAAAUUUUAAAAAUUUUGAAGAUUCCUCUUCGAUGAUUAAUAGAAGAAUUAAAAUUUGGAAGCUUAAACGUGAACUAAAGAAUGACGAGAAUCGCAUAAUUGACGAAAUUCGGCCAAGCCGGCUAAACUUUUAUCAGCUUAGUCCAGCUGGUAAAUGUUUAAUGGUCGGUAUCACUAAGUUCACUACCUUCAAUAUUUCUAGAAAUUUGACUCCAAUAACUAAAUAA
Messenger RNA from Dentiscutata heterogama, 1017 nucleotides. The record is from the annotation of a GenBank genome assembly. Lineage: Eukaryota; Fungi; Glomeromycota; Glomeromycetes; Diversisporales; Gigasporaceae.